Biomphalaria glabrata is the source of this 1044-nucleotide messenger RNA. Its product is annotated as proteasome subunit beta type-2-like. Gene Ontology annotation, molecular function: peptidase activity. Bases 181 to 789 code for a protein of 202 amino acids. The transcript has 6 exons. Lineage: Eukaryota; Metazoa; Mollusca; Gastropoda; Planorbidae. Gene Ontology annotation, biological process: proteasomal protein catabolic process. Gene Ontology annotation, cellular component: cytosol; proteasome core complex, beta-subunit complex; nucleus. The record is from RefSeq and is a predicted model, not a curated record.
UAAGCAAAUGAUACUGCAAAACUAGAAAUAAGUUCGCUAUGUUGAAUGACUCGGAAUUUUGACUUAUAAAAAGAAAUUGAUUAUACUUUAUAGUCAGUAUAGAUUUAUUCUAGAUCAAGAGUCUAGUCGAGAAUCUAGAAAUCUAAAGAUCUAGUAACGAAUUAUUUUUCUUAAAAAAAAAUGGAGUGUCUCAUUGGUAUUCAGGGAAAAGAUUUUGUACUUGUUGCGACUGACACAGUUUCUGCUAGAAGUGUUGUAGCAAUGAAAGAUGACCAUGACAAAAUGUACAAAUUAAGUGACAGCCUUUUGAUGGCCGUUUGUGGAGAGGCAGGAGAUAGUAUUCAGUUUUCUGAGUACAUUGCUAAAAAUGUACAACUAUAUAAGAUGAAGAAUGGGUAUGAACUUUCAACUCAUGCAGCAGCCAACUUUACAAGGAGAAACAUGGCUGAAAGUCUGCGCUCACCUAGAAGUCACCUAGUGAAUCUUUUGAUUGCUGGCUAUGACAAUGAACAGGGUCCAUCUCUAUAUUUUUUGGAUUAUUUGGCCUCACUUAACAAAUUGCCAUUUGCAAUACAUGGCUAUGGUAGUCUUUUUGCUCUUAGUAUAAUGGAUAAAUAUUAUCAAAAAGAUUUAGAUUUUGAUGGUGCCAAAGACUUGUUGAUGAAAUGCAUAAAUGAGAUACAGAAGAGGUUUAUUGUCAACCUUGGUAAAUUCCGUCUCCGCAUUGUUGAUAAAAAUGGUAUUCAAGAUAAAGGCACAAUUGCUCCACAGCCAAUUAUAGCAGCAUAGAAAAGAAUGAAGGAUUUUUUUUUAUUUUUUUUUUUGUGGUUAAAUAAUUUUUACUACAUCAUUGAACUUUGACUUUAUAUUUAGUCAUUCAUUGACUGCAAUGAAUAUUGAAAGUAAUGACUGUUAUAUAUUGAGACUAGAUAUAUACUUAUGAAACAAAGUACUUGUAUUGACAAUGAAUGAAUGCAAGUUAUACAGCUUUUAUUUCAAUUGGUUUUAAGUUUGUUGCAAUAAAGAAAGUUAAAGUGCUGUGAA